AUGUCAUCGGACGAUACCACUCAUUAUUCAAUGACCGAAUGUGCUGUACUAGAAAUUACAACUAAUUAUUUAAGCAAAAUACAUAAUGUAACAACAUUACAAAAUAUUAUGAAUAUAAAUAAUGCGGGUCAGUGUAAUACUAAACAUAUUCAAGAUUUAAUUAAUUCACAAUUAAAAUUAUUAAAAAUUGAUCCAAAACGUUUGAGUUUAUCAAUCAAAACUAUUGCAGAUUCAAAUACGGAAACCGAUUUUAAAGAAAUGACAAAUGAACCAACCCAUUUUGAUAGUGAAACAUUUAAUGAAGGUGCACAAUUAAUUUCAACCAAAUUAGAGGCAGCUAAAAUUUCAAUAUUAAAUGAUAAAAAUUAUGUAUUAGCACAGGAAAUAUUUGGUUCAUUAUUACAUACAAUACAAGAUUUUUAUAGUCAUACAAAUUGGAUUGAACUUGGUUAUAAUGUACCAAAUAAUGCCUUGGGUAGAAAUGAAAUACUUGGUAAUUAUGCUCCAAAAUGGUUACGCACAUGUAUCAAUUGCGAAGGCGACUCAUGUAAAACGAAUAUUGAACCAUAUGUAAUUGAAAAUAAUUUUUUAACUAGUGGAUAUUUUUAUUUAAAAACAAUGGGUAUACCAAUUGAAGAGAAACCAUUUGGAAAAUGUAGUCAUGGUGGAUUGAAUGAUUAUACAAUAAAUACAGAUGCUACAGGUGGUGGUAUUAAUAAAGAUACAUUUAACUCAGUUCAUGGCCAUUUACAUGCAAAAGCUGCAUUUGUUUCUUAUCAAGCAACAAUACAAAUAUUAAAUGAUUUUUGGUUGAUGUUAGGUGAUAAUGCAUUUGGAGAAUUUCUUGGUUUAUCUAUGAGUUUUGUUAAUGUAUCAUCGAGUAGUUUAAUUAUCGUAAUGGAUGACACUGGUAGUAUGAGUCCUUAUAUUGAAAUGGCUAAACAAAUAUCAAUUGGUAUUGUUGAUAUUCAUAAUCAAUUAGAAUAUAAACCAAUUAAUUAUAUUUUAUCACCCUUUAAUGAUCCAACGUAUGGACCGUUGACAAUUAGCGAUAAUCCAAUGGCGUUUACAGCGCAAAUAAGUAAAUUAAUUGCUCAUGAUGGUGGUGAUGCACCAGAGUUGUAUUAUCAUGGCGUUCUUGAAGCACUUAAAGUAUGUGAAUACGGUUCAUCUAUGUACACAUUUACGGAUGCACCAGCCAAAGACGCUUAUCUUAAAAGUGAAGUAAUAGCGUUAGCAACAGAUAAAAAGGUUACAAUUACGUCGUUUUAUGCCACCCCCGGUGUACGUAAACAAUUUGCUCAAUCAAAAUCAAAUUCAAUAGGAAUGAUGAAAGUAGAAGAUGUAAUUGAAGAUUUAGCUAAUUCAAAUCUUGCGUCGUUAACCGGUGGUGUUACAAUAGGUAUUAAUCCACAAGCAUUGAAUACAACAGCAGAUUACAUAAUUCAACAAUUAGAAGGUGAUAAAUUAAAAACCAUUGUUUUAGGUAAAGGAUAUAAUACAAAUUUUACAUUUUACAUUGAUGCGACCAUAACAGUAUUAUAUAUUAAACUAUCGGCAACUACCAGUUUAUUGUCAACAAAUAUUAAAUUAAUCAGACCAACAGGAGAUUUGUUCAUACCAAUACCCGUAUCACAAACAGCUUAUCUUUUCAUGUAUACAAUACCAAUAACGUCAAGCGAUGACAUUGGUCAAUGGACAGUUGUAUCUGAUUUAGCUAGAACUCAUACUAUACAGUUGAACGGACAGAGUGAAGCAUCUUGCAUAUCUACAUUACAACAGCAAAUUAUUGGUACUUCUGAUCUUAGUUUCACACCACUAACAACACAUCCAAUUUCAAAUCAAUCAGAUUUAUUCGUGCUUACAGUUUGUGAAAGUUUAACAUCAAAUAUAACAGACGUACAUAUAAAUGUAAUGGAUGUUAAUGAUGGUUCAAAAAUAUUGAUGACACUAAAUUCAAUACGAAUCACGUCAACUGGAUUUUUAGCCAAAAUAACUAUACCAGAUGUUGAAUUUCGUCUAAGUUCAACUGCUGAAUUAGAAGAUGGAACUUAUGUUCAACGACAAGAAAAACAAAUUAUCUCACCUACAUCAAUCUCAAUGACCAUUAAUAAUCAACCAUAUUUUGUGUUGGUUAAUCAUACACUGUCAAUGAAUUAUACACUCUUCAAUCGCGGUGAGGUUCCGUUACAAGUUACUCUGGUUGUUAAAGAUUCGUUAGAGCUGCUAACUAAUGUUGGUAUAACGAAAAGGUAUAAUAUUUUGAACCAUAGUCAGAUUAAUGACACAAUUGACAUAAAUACAAAAUUUUGUUGA
Didymodactylos carnosus is the source of this 2316-nucleotide messenger RNA. The record is from the annotation of a GenBank genome assembly. NCBI's taxonomy places the organism in Eukaryota, Metazoa, Rotifera, Eurotatoria, Philodinida, Philodinidae.